AUGGAAAAUAUUUCUUCAAGUCAAUUGCCUCAAAGUAUUUAUGGCUCUACUUUAAAGGAAACAACAACAAAAUUGCCUUCAAGUCAAUAUCAAAGCACAGAAUGUAUUUUAUAUGGAAGCAUUACAAAUUUGGAGAAGGGACAGUUUAUUGAAAGAUUAAAAGGUUUAUGUGAUCCUGGUGGACCUGUUGCUUUUUUUGAACAUAAUAUGGUUUUUAAAUUGAAAACAGGCACAGAUUCUCCAGUUCAAGUCCAAAUGCGCCGUCGUUUCAAAACUGAUAAUCUUCAUUGGCAUUGUCGUUAUAUUGCUAUACCUGAGACAGCUGUUAAAGAUGUUAUUGUUCGCAAAGUUAUUGAUUCUUUAAUUUAUUCAAAUGAUAUGAUGAGUUUUGUCAAGUCGUUGGGAUUGAGAAUGGAAUAUGAAUACAUUGCUAAUGGAUUUCUUUUUACAAAACGAGAUAUUCGGGUAAUAAUGUAUCAAGUAAUGUGUUCUGACACAAUUGGAAAUUAUAACAAAUUAAAACAAUUUGGAGAAUCUUUUUUGGUUGAAGCUUCAAUAUUAGUACCUGAUGGGCAACCUUAUGAAGGGGCAAUAAAAAAUUUGAAAGAAUUUGCUGAUCAAUUACUGCCUAUAUGCAAAUUGGAAUAUCUGGAUUAUAUUAAUAAAUAGAAAUUGGAGAAGAAUGGAGAGUAAAGGGUUUAUUUUUUACAAUUUAAUUAUUUUUGGUAUUUCCCUGGCAUGCGGACAUAUCGGGAUGGUCAGUUACCCUACUGAUUUUGUGACCUACAGCCACUGGGUAUUCUUUGCUUCUUCAUUAGGAGGAUC
Molecule: messenger RNA, 825 nt
Organism: Meloidogyne enterolobii
Lineage: Eukaryota; Metazoa; Nematoda; Chromadorea; Rhabditida; Meloidogynidae
Source: the annotation of a GenBank genome assembly